Molecule: messenger RNA, 2118 nt
Organism: Lepisosteus oculatus (spotted gar)
Lineage: Eukaryota; Metazoa; Chordata; Actinopteri; Semionotiformes; Lepisosteidae
Source: RefSeq, a predicted model, not a curated record
CGGAUCCCUCUGACUCUCACCGUUUCUCUCGAUUGUUUUUGGUACAUUUAUUAUUGCCAGAAGAAGAUGGCGGCCGAGAGGGAACCUCCACCGUUGGGAGAUGCAGAGCAGACCGACUUCAGGGAAGUGGAAGACGGGGAGGACCUCUUUGUCAGCACCGCCUCAACUCUGGAGUCCAGCCCUUCGUCUCCAGAACCAGCUAGCCUUCCUACUGAAGACAUCAGUGUAAACUCUAAUGGCCCUAAACCCACCGAGAUCUUAUUAGAUGAUGAUCGAGAGGACCUUUUUGCUGAGGCUACGGAGGAAGUGUCUCUUGACAGUCCAGAAAGGGAAGCUAUCCUCUCUGACGAGCAAUCUCCCGCCAUCACCCCAGUGACUCCUACUGCUCUUGUUACGCCCCGAGUAGAACCAAAAACAAUCUCUAUUCCUGCCAUGUUUGAGAGAUCCAAAGAGGAGAUAGAAGAAGAAACAAAUGGUGACUCAUUUGAUGUAAGGAUUUCUGUGUCUGAUCCAGAAAAAGUUGGGGAUGGAAUGAAUGCUUAUAUGGCUUACAAAGUAACAACAAAGACUUCCCUAUCAAUUUUCAACAGGAAUGAAUUUUCAGUGAAGAGAAGGUUUAGUGACUUCUUGGGCCUGCAUAGUAAGCUAGCCACAAAGUACAUGCAUAUAGGAUAUAUAGUUCCUCCAGCACCAGAAAAAAGCAUUGUGGGCAUGACAAAGGUCAAAGUUGGCAAAGAAGACUCAUCAUCUGCAGAAUUUGUAGAGAAACGAAGAUCAGCACUAGAAAGGUAUUUGGUAAGGACAGUAAAGCAUCCCACUUUGCUACAGGACCCAGAUGUACUGCAGUUUUUGGAAAGCUCAGAGCUGCCGAGAGCAGUUAGCACCCAGGCGCUGAGUGGGGCAGGAAUAUUGAGGAUGGUAAACAAAGCUGCCGACGCUGUCAACAAAAUGACAAUCAAGAUGAAUGAAUCGGAUGCGUGGUUUGAAGAAAAGCAGCAGCAGUUUGAGAAUCUGGACCAACAAUUGAGGAAACUGCAUACAAGUGUGGAGGCCUUGGUGUGUCACAGGAAAGAGCUCUCGGUAAACACAGCUGCCUUUGCUAAGAGUGCAGCCAUGCUGGGGAACUCUGAGGACCACACAGCCCUGUCUCGGGCACUGUCCCAGCUGGCCGAAGUGGAGGAGAAGAUUGAUCAGCUGCAUCAAGAACAGGCCUAUGCAGAUUUCUACCUGUUCUCAGAGCUGCUCAGUGACUAUGUUCGCCUCAUAACUGCUGUAAAGGGUGUUUUUGAUCAGCGGAUGAAGACUUGGUCGAAGUGGCAGGAUGCCCAGGUUAUGCUACAGAAAAAACGCGAGGCAGAGGCCAAGCUCCAGUAUGCCAAUAAACCAGACAAACUGCAGCAGGCCAAGGAUGAAAUCAAGGAGGAAAUUGAAGAGUGGGAGGUUAAAGUCCAGCAAGGAGAGAGAGACUUUGAACAAAUCUCCAAAACCAUCCGCAAAGAAGUAGGAAGAUUUGAGAAAGAACGAGUGACGGACUUCAAAGCCGUUAUCAUUAAGUACUUGGAGUCCUUAGUGCAGACACAACAACAGCUGAUAAAAUACUGGGAGGCAUUCCUGCCAGAAGCCAAAGCGAUAGCCUGAACGAAGGAGGAUUCCAUUUUAGAAGAUGCUGUUGACACUUCUCAUGUUUACAUCGCAAUUCCACACUAAAGAAAAAUUGCACGGAAAAGGAAUCUGAAUUACCACCCAAUAAACCACUGAAUAUUUUAAAAUUUCAAACUUGUGGCUCCUUUUUAUCCUGUGCUGUUUUAUGAAGAAACUGCAUGUCGUGUUACAAUCCAAAAUUUAAAAGGACUGUGGCAUGAUAUUCUGCAGUACUUUGUUUAAUUAAACACUACUGCUUUGUCUUAUUUUUUAUUAUUUUUAUUGUUUUCAAUGCACUAAAAGUGCACUGUGUGAGCCCAAAACCUUGAACAUUUCAGUUUAAAUGAACAUUUGUGUUCUUAAAUCUUUGUCAAAAUCAAUGGAAAAAAAAUCUUCUUUCAUUUAACUUUACAUUCCUGUACAGAAAUCAUACCUUUUUUGAUUAUUAUAGUGAUAAUAAAGGAAUGUACCCCAUGA